AUGUGGGUAGGGGAGAAAAAAUGCGCUAAGAUUAUUGAGAAUGUUUGGAAGUCUGAUAAUGGUGUUAGUUGUAAUAUGGAGGGUGUAAUGAGACUCAUUAAAGGGUGUGGUGAGCAGUUGGCUUGGUGGAACAAAACUUCUUUUGGACAUAUAAAAAGAGAGCUUGAUUCUGCUAGACAUAACCUUGAAAGCAUCCUAGCUACAGAUGGUGCGCAAUAUGACCCUGUUGGUUUAUUUAAAGCCCGAGAGAAUAUGCAAUUAUGGCUUGAGCAGGAGGAAAUGAUGUGGCGACAACGCUCUUGUGUGAAAUGGUUACAUGAAGGGGAUCAAAAUACUCAUUUCUUUCACUCCCAAGCUAAUAUGCGCCUGAAGAGAAACUGGAUAAAAUGUCUCAGAAAUGAGCAAGGCGCUUGGGUAGAAGGAGCACAAAGGAACGAUAUGAUUGUUGAAUUUUUCCAGCAUCAUUUUUUGACAUAUGGUUUGAGCGGACAGAAUGGUGUUUUAGACUCUGUGGAGAGGAGAAUAACAGAGGAUAUGAACCAGCAACUCACAAAGCCUUACGUAGUCGAGGAGGUGAAGAUGGCACUUCAACAAAUGCACCCAACCAAGGCCCCCGGACCUGACGGUAUGUCUCCACUCUUUUUCUGA
Messenger RNA from Juglans regia (Persian walnut), 648 nucleotides. RefSeq lists its product as uncharacterized. The transcript has a single exon. The coding region runs from base 1 to 648 and encodes 215 amino acids. The record is from RefSeq and is a predicted model, not a curated record. NCBI's taxonomy places the organism in Eukaryota, Viridiplantae, Streptophyta, Magnoliopsida, Fagales, Juglandaceae.